GCUAUGCAGAGUGUUGCCUCGGCAGAGUUUAGAUUAACGGAUCAUUUAUCUACAACCAACAGCUAUUCCUCAAGUCAAGGCACAGCCAGCAGCAUGGAGACACUACCCACACAAGAUUUACUCGACGGCGACUACAGCGAAGAAGAUUCAGAGGAAACAACUAGCGAUCACAUCUGGGGGCGAUUCUUCCCACUGGGCACAAGUUUUACGGCAAUAGACCUGACCAAAGAUGAGUACACAUUCGGGCGAGGAGAGUCCUGUGACUAUGCCUUCAAUACUCCAGAUAUGAAGAAACACCAGUGCUUUCAGGCGUACAGCAAAAUCCACUUCAAAUUAAAAAGGCAAUCAACAAGUUCAGGGAUACAUAUAUUUUUAGAAGACUGCAGUAGCAAUGGGACUUUCAUAAAUGGGGAAAAAGUGGGGAAGGGAAAUAAGCAAGUGUUAAGCAACAAUGAUGAAAUAGCUCUGGCCAUGAAGAAAAACAAAGCAUUUGUGUUUCUGGACAUGAAGGCGAAUGACGAUGCAAAUUUACCCAAAGAAAUUCGAGAGAAAUACACCUUAACAGCAGUGCUGGGCAGAGGAGCCUGUGGAGAAGUCAAACUGGCCUUUGAGAAAGGAUCCUGUAAAAAGUUUGCUGUAAAAAUUAUUUCCAAGAAAAAAUUUUCCGUUGGUGGAAAGACACCAGUUAAUAUGGCUUCUCAUGUGAUGAGUGAAGUCAGAAUUUUAAAGUCACUUAAACAUCCCUGUAUUAUAGGAAUAGAAGAUGUGGUUGACUCACCAGAUACCUUGUACAUAGUAUUAGAGCUAGUGGAGGGUGGAGAACUGUUUGACAGAGUGAUCAACGCUGGCAAGAUAGAGGAGCCUGUCUCUAAGCUGUUAUUCUACCAGAUGGUCUGUGCUGUCAAGUAUUUACACGACAAAGGCAUCACUCAUAGAGAUCUGAAACCAGAAAAUAUUUUACUGGCGGGAGAUGAGGACAGAACAUUGAUCAAGGUGACCGACUUCGGACUGUCUAAGUUCGUGGAUGCGAACACAAUGAUGAAGACUUUCUGCGGUACUCCAACGUACCUGGCACCAGAGAUUCUGGAGACUGCCGGAGUCGGUAGUUACACCAAAGCCAUUGACUGCUGGAGUCUUGGAGUUAUAUUGUUUAUAUGCCUGGUGGGUUAUCCCCCUUUUUCAGACGAGCGAAAGGACAUGGAUUUGCCCAAGCAGAUUUUGGGGGGCCAUUUCUCAUUUCCAGAAGAGUAUUGGAAAGACAUCUCUAAUGAGGCCAUUGAUCUGGUGAAACAACUGCUGGUGACAGACCCCAAGAAGAGACUGACGCUACAGGAGGCUCUCCUACAUCCAUGGUUUAAGGAUGAGGACAUGAAGAUUUGUGCCAAGGCGCUGAUGUACCCUCUAGCUGAAGGAAUGGUGCCCCCAGGAGUGGAGAAUGGUGCUGAUGCUGGACCUGCCCCAAAGAAAAGACCCCGAGAAGGUGGAGAGGAGCCUGUUGCUAAGAGGAAGGGUUCUGAGGAUACGAUCACACCCCCAGAAACACCGUCUCCAUGAAAUGCGAACCUGCCUCGUCAGAAGUAUGUGAACGGUUUACAAGCUUUCAUCGCUAUGACACGUAGUCAGCAAUGCUGUGCUUUGUUACAGAUUUCCUUGACAUGUAUCAUGUAACUCAUGUGAGGUUUGUAUUAGAACAAAACUAGAAUUAACAUUUAUAUGUGGC
This is a messenger RNA of Liolophura sinensis, 1720 nucleotides long. Its product is annotated as serine/threonine-protein kinase Chk2-like. Gene Ontology annotation, molecular function: ATP binding; protein binding; protein kinase activity. The record is from RefSeq and is a predicted model, not a curated record. Gene Ontology annotation, biological process: protein phosphorylation. NCBI's taxonomy places the organism in Eukaryota, Metazoa, Mollusca, Polyplacophora, Chitonida, Chitonidae. The transcript is spliced from 15 exons. The coding region runs from base 4 to 1554 and encodes 516 amino acids.